Messenger RNA from Vanessa atalanta (red admiral), 2724 nucleotides. RefSeq names its product bestrophin-4 (gene Best1). Bases 454 to 2580 code for a protein of 708 amino acids. Lineage: Eukaryota; Metazoa; Arthropoda; Insecta; Lepidoptera; Nymphalidae. Gene Ontology annotation, molecular function: chloride channel activity. The record is from RefSeq and is a predicted model, not a curated record. The transcript has 13 exons.
GGUGCGGGCGCGGAUGCGAACGCGACGCUCACAUUCGUGGAAACGUAUAUAUAUGUAUAUAAUACAUAAUAGUAUUUUACUUAUUUAGUGUGAAGUAGUAUUUUGAGUGUAUUGGUGUGGCACUGCAAUGCGGCUUUGUUUUGAUAACUUUAAUCUGCCGGUGAAGAUAUAUUUUUAUUUUAUGGAUAAAAGCAAAUAUUAGAGUAUUUAGCAGUUAUAUAUUUACAAACAUAUUAAAGAAAUUAAUUGGUGAUGUGAAAGCGAAAGGUGUCUUUAUAAAAAGUGUAUUGUGUUAUUAAAACAAAAUCAAGAAUUACCUACUUAAAACAAGUGGAUUUAGUUUUCAUUAUCAAUGUCAAUAAUAUUAAAUUUAAUACAAACUAAACAAUCUAUGUCUGUGAUAUUAUUAUAGCAAGUUCAUGUUUUAAAUUACACUUCAUAUAAAUAUUAAACAUGACUGUAACUUAUACCGGCGAAGUUGCUACUUGUCGUGGAUUUGGAACUUUUUUAAAAGUUUUGUACAGAUGGCGGGGCAGUAUUUACAAAUUAGUAUGGCUGGAUUUAUUAGUAUUUUUACUAUCAUACUAUACACUUAAUUUAAUUUAUCGAUUGCUGUUAGAUGAAGGAUCUAAAAGGACAUUUGAAGGAGUGGUAAACUAUUGUAGUUUUCAUGGUAAUGUCAUUCCAUUGUCUUUCGUGCUCGGUUUCUAUGUAACUGUUGUCAUGAAUCGAUGGUGGAACCAAUACACGACCAUACCAUGGCCAGAUUCGAUCGCUGUCUUUGUAUCUGCAAGUAUACACGGACAGGACGAGCGGGGGCGACUUAUGCGUCGUACGAUCGUACGCUAUGUGUGCGUUUGCCUUACAAUGGUGCUAACUAUGAUCUCUCCUCGAGUGAAAAAACGCUUUCCAACCCUCAACAAUUUAGUGGAGGCGGGGCUUCUACUCGAAAAUGAAAAGACAAUUUUAGAUAAUCUAAAUGAUAAGUUUCCAAAGCCUUCUAAACAUUGGAUGCCUAUAGUGUGGGCUACCAGUAUAGUGACGAGAGCCCGCAAAGAGGGCAGAAUAAGAGAUGACUUUGCCGUUAAAACUAUAAUUGAUGAAUUAAAUAAAUUCAGGGGCCAAGCAGGACUUUUGCUUAGUUACGAUACUAUCAGCGUGCCUUUAGUUUAUACACAGGUAGUUACAAUAGCUGUUUAUUCAUAUUUUAUAACAUCUGCGUUGGGUAGCCAGUGGGUUGAUAAUAAACUGCAGUCGCACACCUCGUCAGUCUAUAUUAGCAACAUAGACCUUUAUUUUCCUAUAUUCACAACACUAGAAUUCUUCUUCUACAUGGGCUGGUUGAAAGUCGCCGAGUCUCUGAUAAAUCCAUUUGGCGAGGACGACGAUGAUUUCGAAGUUAAUUGGAUCAUAGACAGAGAUUUACAGGUAUCCUAUAUGAUCGUCGACGAAAUGCACCACGAACAUCCCGAACUGAUCAAGGACCAGUACUGGGACGAAGUGUUCCCAUCCGAGUUGCCAUACACGAUAGCGACGGAAAACCAGAGGGAGGAGCAUCCGGAACCGUCCACGGCGCGCGUGGCCGUCCCGCCGCGGCAGCGCAGCAUGGUCACCGUCGCGCCCUCCAGUGUGAAAAUCGAUGAAAUGAUACCUUCCAACACCGUGAGUUACAAGUUCGCCCCGCCCGAGCAAUUACAAAUGAACGAUGACGCGCAGUCUGGCAUACAUUUUAUCGUGUCUAGAGGAAGUAAGCGUGGAAAGAAAGAUGACAGAAAUUCGAUGGGGUCCUCUAAUUCCAUGGUGUCGUUGCAACAAACGCCAAUGACUCGAGCUAAUUCCGUCACCUCCAUGUUGAAACGACUGUUCUCGAAGGACGACCAGAGGCAACAAUCGGCCACUUCAGCUGUUACUCAAACAGAUAGCAGCGGUAACCGUUUCAUGAUAUCGGCCAGUAACCCGACAUUGAACAAGCCCGCAACAGCGGGCGGCGGUAGUAUGAAAAUCGCAAACGAGGUCAUCGAAGAGGUCGACGAGCAAGCCACCAUCACCAGUAUGGGGAAACGACCGGAUAACAGACCAACCGUAAUGAGCUUGUUCGCGCAAGGUCCGCCGACGCCAAGCGAUCCAGUUAAUGUUCCUUCAAGAAAUUCCAACCAUAGUAACGCUAAGGAGAGCCGCCUGUCGACGUCGGCGCCGGCGCAGUGGGCGCGCGCGGGCGACGCGGCCGACCUGAGCCCCGCCGCCAAGUCGCUCGGCACGCAGCCCUCGUUCCCCAACAUGCAGCGCCCGCGCCUCGACAGCGACGUGGGGCCCUCGCUCAGCGCCGCCGGCAGCCAGACCUUGUUGGAUGAAGUGGACGGCGGGGAUGAUCCGGAUAUCGACGACUUCGAUCGCCUUCGAAGUAUUCGAGAGCAACAUCGACGGGAAAAGUAUUUACAAAAACUCAUGGCUCGCUCCGUGAGCGCACAACAGCCUUCUGGAAGCGUAGAAUUAUUAGACAACGAAUUAUUGUUAGAAGAACUUAUAAAACAAUCGAAACAAGCGAAGAGUGAAGAAGAUUCCAAACAAGAGACAACUUGACACAGCCUUAUUUUCUUUUAAGGGUUGAAUUGAACAUUGCUGUAUAGUCAGUAUUAAAUAUUGUGAUACUUAUAUUUAUUAUCAUAAGUACAGCUUGGCGAAUCAUGUAACAUUAAAUGUUAUAUACUGUAUAUAGAUAUUAAC